Anopheles nili is the source of this 2412-nucleotide messenger RNA. It is a transcript of the gene Acat2, whose product is annotated as acetyl-CoA acetyltransferase. The record is from RefSeq and is a predicted model, not a curated record. NCBI's taxonomy places the organism in Eukaryota, Metazoa, Arthropoda, Insecta, Diptera, Culicidae. Bases 12 to 1199 code for a protein of 395 amino acids. Gene Ontology annotation, biological process: fatty acid beta-oxidation. Gene Ontology annotation, molecular function: acetyl-CoA C-acetyltransferase activity. The transcript has 5 exons.
AUAAAAUCGACAUGACGUCGGCAAUAGGAGACGUUUUUAUCGUGUCGGCUGCCCGUACUCCGAUCGGCAAUUUCAUGGGUACUCUCUCAACACUAAGCGCUGCGGAUCUAGGUGCGGUGGCCGUGAAAGAAGUUUUACAACGUGCCAGCGUCGAUCCGGCCGACGUAAACGAAGUCAUACUCGGACAGGCCCUGACGGCUGGCCAGGGGCAGAACCCGGCUCGUCAGGCGUCCCUUAAAGCUGGCGUUCCGAAGGAAGUACCGGCAUACAACAUUAACAUGCUGUGCGGAUCAGGGCUUAAAACGGUCGCACUUGGAUACCAGGCGAUCCGUAACGGUGACGCCUCCGUAAUCGUUGCCGGUGGACAAGAAUCAAUGUCUAAAUCUCCGCAUGUGAUGCACCUGCGUGGUGGAACCAAGAUGGGCGAGGCGAAAAUGCUCGAUACCAUGUUAAACGACGGCUUAACGGAUGCGUUCUACGAUUUGCACAUGGGUGUUACCGCGGAAAACCUUGCGUCAGAAUACGCAAUCAGCAGAGAAGCGCAAGAUGCUUUUGCCGCCCAGAGCCAGAAGCUAGCAAAGGAGUCCCAGGAGAAGGGAUACUUCAAGGACGAAAUCGUACCAGUGCCGGUUCCCAGCCGGAAAGAAACCAUUCAGUUUGCUGCUGAUGAGUACCCGAAGCAUGACACCAAUGUUAACGAUUUAGCCAAAUUGCGGCCGUGCUUCAUCAAGGACGGCACGGUAACUCCGGGAAAUGCGUCCGGUAUCAACGAUUCCGCCGCUGCUGUACUGCUAAUGUCCGCUGAAGAGGUUAAGAAACGAGACGCAAAACCCUUAGCGAAGGUCAUAGCGUACGCGCAGACUGGAAUAUGCCCCAAAAUCAUGGGUGCUGGGCCAAUCUCUGCUGUACAAUUGGUGCUGCAAAAGGCAGGUUGGAAAAUGGAUGACGUCGAUCUAUUCGAAUUAAACGAAGCAUUUGCAGCUCAAGCGCUGGCCGUAAACAAGGGCCUCGGUGUCGAUCCCGCGAAAGUGAACGUCGGUGGAGGAGCCAUCGCGCUCGGUCAUCCGAUUGGCGCAUCGGGAUGUCGAGUGCUUGUCACUCUGCUGUACGCGUUGAAGCGUACCGGUGGCAAGAAAGGAGUGGCAUCCCUUUGCGUUGGCGGGGGAAUGGGCGUUGCUAUGGCCGUUGAAAUGGUGUAAAAUUCGAUCCGUUGUUGUACGAUAGGAUCUUUUACGAAGCUUCGCCAGCAGCUUCACCUAGCAUCUGAUUUUCAGCUAGCGUUUGGCGUUGGUUCAUCUGGGCACGUUUCUCCUUGAAAGUGCGCUUCUUAUCGAUCUUCUUACGUGGUCCGGUCAACGCAUUGAUGUGUUCCUCAAGCACAGGCUUUAUUUUUAUCUGUUAAAGAAAGUUGAACAUGUAGAUGAUUAGCGAUGAUUGCCUCGGCGCUAUGCAAUGUUUUUAUCCAUUUUACACCUGUGGGCAGCAACUGCUCUGCAAUAUUGAAAUUAAUAGCAAAUUGACUUAUAUGUUUCAUUUCUUCUGGAUUACGUUUAUUAUUUAUGCUUUGAAAGACUGUUUGUGAGGAACGGUUGCUUAACAUUCUUGCUUACUAUCUAGUUAUUGUUUUGUAAUAACAAACUAGCGCAGAAUAUGCGCUAGCUGUUAAAACUGUGAUUAGCAUCUGAACGUACCACCUCUGGAGAUAUCAAAUAAGUAGAUCGACGUUUUGUUUCGACUUCGACAGUUAAAAUCAUACCCUAACAUGUCUCUUUGGACUUAGUCACAACGUAAACUCGGGCUUUUAGCUAUGGCUUCCACAUUCCAAACAUUAUUUCAUAUACUUCAAACUGUAGUAACGCACAUUACCUGCGUUUCAUAUUUAUCUGCCUUUUAUAACCACGUGUGCUUUUAGCUACAUACUUUGACUUUUAUGCUGGGAGAAGUUGAUUUCUAUAAGUAAAAAUAACUAUACACAAUGCAGGCGUGCACUCUCGGAACAGUAGAAAAGGACGUAAUUUUUAAAGUGGGACUGCUUUCAUUAAGCAUCUUGUGCAAACAGACAUCCUCCCGUGACAAUUGGCCUCCGUAAUGCAUUACGGUAUCGUUCUGAGUUAAAGCUAAACAGCGAUUAUAAUAAAAUGAAUCAAGCGAACGAAAGCCGUAAGAUAAAAUUUAUCACACAUGAACGCUACAAUACAAGGGUGUGGAUCUGCUUUAAGGACAUUGUUUAACCUGAAAUAAUAUACUUUGGGUCUAUAACCGCUCACGUUCAGUGGAUGAAGGAUUUGUCAAGGUAACGGAAAUCACCAAUUAUCGAUAGGGUUAAAGCUCGAAAACUAUAUGCAAAGUUACGGUGUCGUAAAUAUACAUUUCAAGCAAUCGUUUCUAAUCUCUUUAGAUUUGCUCACAUUC